This is a messenger RNA of Symbiodinium pilosum, 609 nucleotides long. The record is from the annotation of a GenBank genome assembly. Lineage: Eukaryota; Dinophyceae; Suessiales; Symbiodiniaceae.
AUGAUGGAGCAGGAAUUCGUGGAGAUGGUGUUGAGCAAUGAUGUUAUGCUAGUCUGCGGCGACACCGGCUGUGGCAAAUCGACGCAGGUUCCGCAAUUCCUGUAUGAGUGCGGUCUCUGCAACGGUGAAGAGCACCUGAUUGGCGUAACGCAGCCGCGGCGCGUUGCUGCAGUUUCUGUCUCGCAGCGAGUGGGACAAGAGCUGAACGAGCCGGAGAAGGUUGGCUACCAGGUCCGGUAUGACAAGAGCCACUGCACCAAAGACAUGCGCAUCAAGUUCAUGACGGAUGGAAUUCUAUUGCGGGAGGCACAAGCGGAUUUCUUAUGCCGCAAGUACACCGCAAUUGUGAUUGAUGAGGCGCACGAGAGAGGAGCCUCUCCGCCAGAAUUGCUGGGAAUGCAAUUGGUUUGCAAACGUUCAAGGCUCAUGACGAUACCUGAGCCACCAGCACCUCAAAAUUCAAGACAGAAGCAAAAGUUGGGUCUCUGCUGUGACCUGCUCAAAACUUGGGUUCAUCGACCAAGCAACUUCAGGAAACCCUUCUUGAUCCCAGCUGUGCUUCAUAAAGCAGUGUUUGUUUACAGUGAGGAAAGAAGCUGUACACACUAG